UGGGCUGCCCUGCCAGCAGCACAGCAGGCUGAUUACAAACGGCGCUUCGUUUGCGCUUUUGUCGCUCCGCAGUCUCUCUCCCACCUGUACGGUGUGGAGGGGAGGCCCCAUGAGUGCGAGAGAGACAGAGCACGUUCGGAAUGAGCGUGCAGCUGUCGAUAUCCAGAUGCUUGCCCUAUCGGCUAUCGGCCGCCACACGCUACGCGACACGCGCCUUGGCUUAUCUCCCACUUUGUUUGGAAUGCGCGCUACGAGCCAGCAGUCGUGUGGCCUUCCCUUUGCGUUGCGAGGCCGACUCGCCUCAGUCGCGCGCAGCCGUUCCCCGGGGCCCCGGCGCUGAGCCUCUCUAGAAGGACUCUAUCGCGUUCUCGCGACACCAGUCUCCAGUUUUACCGUCUUCCCUGUCAAUUUACCUCUUUGCCGCGCAAAGUGACGGAAAAAGUGACAGCGCGGUCAGAAACCCAGUGACAUCCCUGCGCGCCGAGUGGAAGGCACCCGACGCGAACAGCAGAAAACAGCUGUGCGUGUGUGUGUGAGUGCGUGCGUGUGUUGACGUGCGUGAGUGUGUGGGAGGGAGCCUUGUUGUCGACGGCUGUGCUGUCUGCUGUCGCUGUCUCUGUCUCUGUCUACGGAUCUCUGCUUUCUUCUCUCCUGCUGCUCCUGCGGCAGUGCGAGUGCGAAUGUCCUGCGUGAGACAGACCUAACAGAAUGGACGCGUAAACAUGGGGGAGCCAAGUGGCGAUGAAUGUGAACCUGUGCUAUUGAACACGUUCGUAAUCAAGAAGCAACGAUGCAGGGUCUACUUUCACCGUGGUCUGCUCAAGUGGGAGUCGGAAGCCGAUCCUUACAUUCGUGUGUCAUUACCUUCGAAGAAUGUUGUUGGUGUGGAAUACGAACACCCCAGUGAGCUUUCUGCUUACACCAACGAAACUGUUUGUCAGGGAGAAAGUCCAGAUGAGCAUAUCAGCUUCACUCUCCACUAUGUGGUUCGAUCGAAACAGCAUAAAUUGCGGCCCAGCAAAGUAACACUUACUCAUAGCGACCCCAGACAAGUAGCAUUAUGGGUUAAAACCAUAAGAAGCUUCAUCAAAGAUUUAACUUAUCGUCCGAAGAGUCUGCUACUAUUUGUUAAUCCUUAUGGAGGCAAAAAAAGAGGACAAAAAAUUUAUGAGAAGAAUGUUAAACCUCUACUUGCCAGAGCAGGCAUUGAAGCAAGAGUUGUUAUUACACAGCAUCAAAACCAUGCUCAUGAGACUAUUCUGUCAUGUUCAUUUGAGGGCAUUGAUGGAAUAGUAUGCAUUGGUGGUGAUGGAACUUUGGCAGAGGUGUUGAAUGCUUUGGUACUGCGUACUGCAAAAGAGAAAGGUAUUGAUACAGACAACCCCAAUGCAGAACUCCCACAACCAUCUAUCUGUGUUGGUGUCAUCCCUGGAGGAAGCACUGACACUGUUGCAUACACAUUACAUGGUACAAGUGAUAUUCAAACUGCUGUUUUCCACAUCAUUUUAGGUGAGAGUACUGGGCUGGAUAUUUGCAGUGUCCACAACGAAACUAGCCUUCUUCGUUAUUAUGCUAGCAUGCUUUCCUAUGGCUAUCUUGGAGACGUAUGCAAAUCUAGUGAAAAAUUCCGUUGGAUGGGUCCAAAACGUUAUGAUUACUCUGGGUUUAGAAAAAUUUUGGCUAACCGUGGUUACUUGAGUGAGAUUACCAUAUUGUCUAGUGAUGAAGACUCUCCUGCAACUGGACCUAAGUGCUACAAAAACUGCAAUAAAUGUGGUGAUGAACCAGAUAAAAUAGAGAAACCACCCUCAGAUUGGAAAACUGUUCGAGGACGUUUUUUUAUGGUAAAUGGAUUGAAUAUUUCAUGUGCGUGUGCAAAGGCCCCAAAUGGCUUCUCGCCAUUCUGUCAUAUUGGAGAUGGUUGUCUGGAUGUUGUGCUAAUAAGACACACCUCCUUGAUAAAUAUUUUACGUUUACUCUUGCGUGUUUCAAGCAAGACAAGGACAAUGUUUGACCUACCUUUUGUGGAAGUACACAGAGCUCAAGAAUUUACUUUACAAGCAAUGCCUGAUCCACAACUUCAACUACUGGAUCCUGACGCUCCUGAUGCACAAACAAGUGUAUGGAAUUGUGAUGGUGAAGUUGUGUAUGGUACCAAUAUUAAGAUAAGAGUAAGGCGUCAACUGGUCCGCAUGUUCAGUCAGAGAAUGGAAGAAGAUGAUCGGGAGCCCUCUUGUAUUGUGUGCAAGUAGUGGGAUAACAUUUACAAUCUCUGAGAUCAAGAUGAUGAUGGUAAGGAUCACUUCAAGGGGCUUUUAUCACUAUCCUUGGUAAAAUUGUAUUACCGGUAUUAUUAUUAUUAAUUAUUAUUGACCAUCACCAGCUCUUCAUUCUUUGUUCAAAGUUUUAUUGUAUCAUAACUGUUUUUGAUCAUGAAUGAAGUUCUCACUCAACUUUAUAGUGCCAUUCUUCUGAGUGAAAUAUUUUCUCUUAUGAAUAUUUGUCUACUGUUUUUACAGUCAAUCCUUUAUUUUAAGUGACAUCACCCAAUCAGGCUCAAUUUAUUGCUCUGUGAGAAUUUAUUUCCUUGUUAUAUGUUUAGUAUUAGUCUAUUUAUGAAAAUGAUUAUAUUUAAAUAUUUUUGAAAUUGGUGUUCUAGUGCAUGAGUACUUAAAAUCUAAUCUGUCUGUGGUACAAAAAGAAACAUGUGUCACAUCACAGUAUAACUGUUCCUCUUAUGAAUUCAUACAUCACUUCCCUAUGAAAGGUUUAUAAUGAUAUGAGCAGAAUUUUUUUUUCUUGGUGGCAAUGUAGAGACCAAACAAAAAACGUUGGUACAUAUUCUUAGGCUUGAAAUGGCUAUGAAUAUGUCAAGUUCAUUCAGUUUUAUUUUUGUUGAGACUUGCAGAUUUUAUGCCACUGUUUAACUAUUCCUUUCUCCUUUUUUUUUACUUGACUUUACUUUGCUCUCUCUUGUGUGUGUCAAGUAUGGUUUGCAUUUGAUUGGUUUCAGUUACAAUACGGUGCAGUAUAUUACUCAAACAUUAUGUCAUACAUUCUUGUGCCAAAUGCAGAUUCUUUAUUUAUAUUUCUGUAACUUGGAAUCUAGUCAUCUAGUUUCCUGAUUAUCAUUUUGAUUUUGUGUUCUUUAUGUUUUGAUGAUAAUGUCAGCAAAAGUUACUUCCGAAAUAAUCUGUCAUAUCAUGCAGUAUUGUGAUUCGUAUCUAGUAUUGAAUUUCGAACAUCAUGUUUCUUGUGUUUCUUCGGUUCCUACCAAUUAUACAGUGUGCUGGCAUUAUGCUUGAUUGUAAUGCAUAUGACCUCCACAGUUUGUUCUCGUGAGAAAAUAAUUGUUUCUCUCAAACAAAAGUAUUAGGUGUGUCAGUGUCACACGCCUUGUCAACUUACCCAUGAUAUUAUUUUUGUGCAAUAACAGUAAAAGCAUUCUAAUGUUACAAAUUUAGAAAGCAAGCUGCCCAUUAUUUAGCAGACAGUACUUGGAUACAGAGCGUUUUUGGUUUAUGUAGGUUUUUCCUCAGAUUGCCACAAGGCAAUUGAAAUUAGGUGAUCGUUGUGCAGUUGGUAUUUUGUCAUAGUGAUAUUAUGGUGAUAUUUAGAAACACUUUCAUCAAGUGUUUGUGAUAAAAGGGAAUCUGUAAUUUUCUUGUUUUCAAUUAGUCUAUGAACCAAUAACUGUUCAGUCAUGUAUAGCACUUGUGGACAGUUUAUUCUCUCUAGCCUUUCCUUUUGCCUUCUGAUUAUUUCAGCUGUUGGAUGAGCUAUUCAUUUUCACAAGGCUGUAUUUUAAUAAGUAAUUACACCUGUAUUAGCUUAAGGUUGUGGUAGUCCAGUUUGUAACUUCAUACAUGUAUUGGCUUAUGGUUAUCAUAGUCCAGUUUGUAACUUCUUAAUGUUCUGGCAAAUGGUCAGAAGCUACACCAGGUAUAAUCUUGAAGUGAUGUUGAGCGAUUCAGUAUUUGUUCCAUUCGGGUACAUUCCAAGCUCGAAUUUUAAGUCUGUUAGCCAUAUAAUCUUAUCAUGUGUAGUAUUGUGCCUGGAGCACCAUCACAUAUAGGGGAAAGAAAUGAACACUUGCGUAUUACGGCUGUAUCAGUAUCAACAUUUGGUUCAAAGGUGCAACCUACCCAGUAUCUAAUUAUUUGUAUUGAAUGCAGUUUUUGUACUAACCACAAUUCAGUAUUCAUGAAGAAAUAUAAGUAUUUUUAGUGCCUUUGUUCUUGGGUCAGAAUGCUGUUUGAAACUGUUAUGACUCUUGAAACGUAUUUUGUCAGGUCCUUCUGAAUAACAUCAGUUUGAUAGAAGGUAAAGAUUUUACUAUUGAUGUGAGAAAAUUCUUUACAUUGCAUUUUCGUGUGUGCAUUUGCAUGGUUUUACUUUUGACGUUGCCAAAUAUCAAUGUGGAUGCUGAAACAGCCCUAACUGACAUUGGUUUUAUUGUUAUACUUUUUUAUUAAUUUAUAUAAAGAUAUAUUUAGUAUGGUUGUGGGAUAGACAUAUAGUCACUUUUCCUUUUUAACUAGACUUUUUUCAAACAUUGUGCACUAAUCUCGCCUCAAAAGGGGCUGAGAGAAUAGCAUGUAAAAUGUGAGUAUUAUGAAUAAUUAUUUCUGUGCUCUAUCUAGUUAAUGCUAGUAUCAAUUGAUGGUAAGAUUGGUAUGUGUCAUUUGGCACACAUUGUGAGGUGGGUAGAACUUUAUUUUACAGUGCAUAAUAAUACACAGGGCAUUUUAAAGAAUUUCAUUCAUGUAAACUUUGUGUUGUGAUGCUAAGGACUCAGGUAAUUUCAGUACAAUGUUGGUGAUGGGAUGAUAACCAUUGUCAAUUCUUCGAAAGGAGAGCAAACACAACAACUCUGAUGUAAAACUUUUCUAAACACAUACUUGAGCAUUACAUCCCAAGGCGACUUCCCCAAAAUUGAUCAUGGAAGGUUCACCCUCCGUUACUUUUUUCUACUUACUUAUUGCUCAAGAGGGAUUCCAAGCAUUUGUUAUAAAAGAGUGAUAUAUUCUUAAAAAGUAUUGUCUUUAUAUUUCAUAUAUUUUGUUGUGACUGGUUAAACCUUUUGUGAUGCUUGAAUGUUGAAGAAUGAUAAAUUUGUAUGACAUGGA
Messenger RNA from Thrips palmi, 5129 nucleotides. RefSeq names its product ceramide kinase. NCBI's taxonomy places the organism in Eukaryota, Metazoa, Arthropoda, Insecta, Thysanoptera, Thripidae. Gene Ontology annotation, molecular function: kinase activity. The coding region runs from base 723 to 2252 and encodes 509 amino acids. The record is from RefSeq and is a predicted model, not a curated record. The transcript has 10 exons.